AUGGGGCUCAUCAAACGUUUCCUGAAGCGGUCGUCUUCUUCUGUUGCCCAACAAGGAAGAGACCGUGAGACUGCCCCACUCGACCCUUCACGGCCCGUUACAGAUCCUAUCACGCCUAGUUUCCCAGACGGUGUUAAAGUCUUAUACGACUGUCCUGAUGCUAUUGUGGAUAUUGUCUUUGUGCAUGGGUUAUCAGGAAAUCGCAUGAGCACUUGGACCGCAGACGGAGGCGGAGGGGGAGCAGGGGGAGCGGGAGAGGGAAAUGGAGACGGGCGAGCAGAACCCUGGCCCAAGACGCUCCUUCCGGUCAAGAUCAACAGAGCCCGAAUACUCACGUACGGAUACGAUGCAUAUAUUGUGUUGAAAUCAGCAGUGGCAGGAGCGAACCGGCUGAUUGACCACGCGACGAACCUCGUCACAGAUUUGACUGCAGACAGGGCAGGUGCCUCGUCUCGCCCUCUCAUCUUCGUCGCCCACAGCCUAGGCGGUCUUGUUUGCAAGGAGGCUAUCCUGAUCUCGCGGGACAACCCGGAACGACGUCGCCAGGAUAUUUUCUUGAACCUCAAAGGCAUAAUCUUCAUGGGUACUCCUCAUAAAGGGGCCUGGGUGGCUGAUUGGGCCAAGGUGCCCGCUUCUGCCCUUGGCUUGUUCAAGUCAACCAACAAAUCACUUCUCCGGAUUCUGGAAACUGAUGACCAACUGCUUGAGUCUAUUCAACUCAAAUUCUUAGCGCUGGUGCGGCAACAGCGUGAGGCAGGCAGAAAGCUUGAGGUCCGGUGCUUUUUUGAGGAGCUACCUCUUCCUGUAGUUGGGAAAGUUGUUUCUAAAGAGUCAGCUACUUUCGAGGGUUACGACCCGAUCAGCAUCCACGCAAAUCAUAGAGAUAUGGUUAAAUUCUCCUCCGCCGAAGAGAACGGAUUCAAGAGGGUUGUUGGGGAGUUGUUAUUUUUGAUAUCGGAGAUCGGCGAGAGGAGCGAGCCACUUUCAGGACGGAGCGACCUAGCCACGGAAGCCAGGGGGAGCAACGUAUCAGCCAAGCAUACCAAACACUAUCUUCCAUUUCAAAAAAGCAGAAACUUUGUAGGACGCCAGGAGAUAAUCGACAACCUUCAGCAGCUCGUCUUCGUCAAUUCAGAUCACCAACGGGUCGCCCUUGUCGGACUAGGUGGGAUGGGUAAAACCCAGAUUGCUCUGCGAAUCGCACAUCUAAUGAAGAAUAAUGAACUUGAACAGAAAGAUUACUCAGUCCUUUGGAUCUCCGCCUUCAGCAUGGCCAGUUUUGAGCAAGCGUGUACUGCGGUCAUUAGAGAUUUUGCGAUUCCAAGUGCUGCAGACGAAGACCCUAAACAAACAGUCCGAGACUUUUUCAGCUCUGACAGGGCCGGAAAGUGGUUUCUAAUCGUUGAUAAUGCUGAUGAUAUGGCCAUCUUAUAUGGCCCGGAGGAUCAACCAGGCGGAAUUAUCAAUUUCCUUCCUGAUAGUGACAGCGGGCGUAUUUUGUUCACAACAAGAUCCCGUGAGGUUGCCACCAACGUCACGGUCAAGGUCCUUGAACUUCCUGAGAUGAGUUUGGCAGAGGCAAAAGAUCUUUUAAGGAAAUCUUUAAUUGACAACCCUCAAAUACAGGAUGGUGGCCUCGGCGACGAGCUUUUGCAGAAGCUCACUUGCUUGCCCCUUGCCAUCGCGCAAGCAUCGGCAUACAUGAACCAGAAAAAGGUAUCAAUCAAAGGCUAUCUCCAGCUUUUCCAGAACACAGAUCAGGAUAUGAUAGAGCUAUUGAGGUGCGGGUUUCGCGACAGCAGCCAUUACCAAAGAGAUCAGGGCGCGGUCGCCACUACAUGGAUCGUAUCUUUUAACCAGAUUCGCGACACAGAUGAGGAUGCUGCAAGACUGCUACAGUUUGUAGCUUGCAUUGAGCCGAAAUCCAUACCUCGAACGAUGCUGCCUAGUUUAGGGUCAGAACAAAGGAUGACAAGCGCAAUCGGCACCCUUUGUGGGUACGGUUUCCUAGGUCAACGAGAAGACAGCGCGAUAUACGAUAUGCAUAGUCUAGUGCAUCUGGCCACACAAUUAUGGACUGCAAGUCACGACCCUGAGAGAGAACAGUCACGGGUAGUAAUAACGCACCUCUUUGAGAUAUUUCCAGAUGGUGACUGGGAAGAUCGUGAGCUGUGGCGACAAUAUUUCCCGCAUGCUCUAAAAGUCCUUCACGCAGCACCAGAUGACCAGAAUAAAGAAAUUUCUUUAUUGGCAUACUGUGUUAGCAUGUGCCUGCGUCAAGAUGGGCGGAUGAAAGAAGCUGUCGAACUGUUAGAGCGUGUGGUUAUAGUUCAAGAGAAGAGAUCACAAGAAGAUGACCUUUAUCGACUAAGCUCACAGCAAUUACUCGCAGGAGCAUACAGAGCCUACGGAGAAGUAAGGAAAGCAAUCAAACUACUUGAGCAUGUGGUUGAGAUUGAAGAGAAGAUUCUCUCAAAGGAUGACCCAGAUCUAUUAGACUCACAGAAAGAUCUCGCAGGAGCAUACCAAGACAACGGAGAUUGGGAGAAAGCAAUCGAACUUUUAAAGCAUGUAGUUGCAAUUAGAGAGAAGGUAUUCUCAGAGGAUCACCACGAUCGAUUAUUCUCACAGCAUCUACUCGCAAACGCAUACCAUCUCUACGGAGAAAGAGACAAAGCAGUCAAACUGCUAAAGCAUGUGGUUGCAAUUAGAGAGAAGAUAUUACCAGAGGACAACCCGGAUCGAUUAGCCUCCCAGCUUCUCCUCGCAAAAGCAUACCAAGAUGGGGGACGGACACAGAAUGCAACCAAACUACUACAGCAUGUGGUUAGGGUUAGAGAAAAGGUUUUACCAGCCGACCACCCAGAUUUAUUCGACUCAUGGUAUGCAUUCGCAAGAGUCUUGGAAGAUAAAGGGAACAUAACUCAAGCAGUUGAAAUGCUAGAGUAUUUGGUUGAAACCCAAAAUGAGGCAUUAUCAGAGGGCCACCCAUCUCUAUUAAACUCACAGCAUGCACUCGCACGAGUAUACAGAGCUGACGGGCAAAAAAAGAAGGCAAUUGAUCUUCUGACUCAUGUGAUCAUGAUGAGGGAGAAAACAUGCUCGGAAAACCACUAUUUAUUGGUUCUUGUACUUGUUGUGAUCGAUGAGUGGAAGCAGUAUCCAAUCAAUAUCCAUGACGAGGACUGA
Molecule: messenger RNA, 3189 nt
Organism: Clonostachys byssicola
Lineage: Eukaryota; Fungi; Ascomycota; Sordariomycetes; Hypocreales; Bionectriaceae
Source: the annotation of a GenBank genome assembly